GAAACCUGAGAGGCCCGGCUGGAGCGGUUGGAGCAUGGGGCGGGGGUCAAUGCCCUGAAGCCAACCCCCUCUGACAGCUUCCUCUUUGGCCAAACCCUGAGUGGGCAGCCGAAAGCUGCAGCCACAGCCCAGAGCCCAGGAUGGAGCCCUGGCGGGGGCCUGAGGCUGCCUCCCUCCGCCUGGGCUGGCCGGCCCUGCUGCUGUGGGUCUCGGUCCUGAGCUGUUCCUUCUCCUCGCCAGCUUCUCCCCUGCCUUCUCUGGUGCCCCGAGUCAGAACCAGCUACAAUUUCGGAAGGGCUUUCCUCGGUCUUGAUAAAUGCAAUGCCUGCAUCGGGACAUCUAUUUGCAAGAAGUUCUUUAAAGAAGAAAUAAGGUUUGAUGACUCGCUGGCUUCCCACCUUGGACUUUCUCCCGCCCACUUGCCUUCCUAUGCUGCGAAUUACUCGGAUGAUUCCAAAACCUGGCGCCCUGUGGAGAUCUUCAGGCUGCUCGACAAAUACCAAAACGAGAUCUCAGACAGGAGGAUCUGUGCCUCUGCCUCAGCCCCCAAAACCUGCAGCAUUGAGCGGGUCCUGCGCAAAACAGGGAGAUUCCAGAAAUGGCUGCAGGCCAAGCGCCUAACACCGGACCUGGUGCAGGGCCUGCCCAGCCCCCUCCUGCGUUGCCCGUCGCAGCGACUCCUGGACCGGGUGGUGCGGCGCUACGCCGAGGUGGCCGAUGCCGGCAGCAUCUUCAUGGACCACUUCACCGAGCGCGACAAGCUGCGUCUGCUCUACACGCUGGCUGUCAACACUCACCCCAUCCUCCUACAGAUCUUCCCUGGGGCCGAGGGAUGGCCGCUGCCCAAGUACCUCGGCUCCUGUGGCAGAUUCCUGGUCAGCACCAGCACCAGACCACUGCAGGAAUUCUACGGUGCUCCCCCAGACCAGGCAGCCGACCUCGCCUACCAGCUUCUCAGCAUCCUGGAGUCUCUGAGGAGCAAUGAUUUGAACUACUUCUUCUAUUUCACCCAUGUUGACGCACGCACGUUUGGCAUCUUUAACAACGGGCAUCUGUUCAUCCGGGAUGCCAGCGCACUGGGCGUCAUCGACAAGCAGGAAGGCAACCAAGCCACCGCCAGCGCCGCGGAGAAUAAGGACAUUUUUAGCUGCCUGGUUUCCGGCUGCCAGGCCCAGCUGCCCUCCUGCGACACCGUCCCUGAGAAGCAGAGCCUGGUGCUGGUGUGUCAGCAGCUGCUGCCGCCACUUCUCCAGGGCAGGUUCCCCUCCCCGGUGCAAGAGGAGAUAGACGCUGCCCUCGCUCGGUGUGCAGAGGGCGCCCGGCCUGACCCGGAAGUCCUCAAGGCCGCCAGUCACCUGAAGGAGCUCCUGAGGCCCCUGAGAACCUGUGACCCCAGAUUUGCCUACCGAUACCCAGACUGCAAGUACAACGAGAAGUUCUGAGGAGCUGGGGUCUCGCAGGUCGUGGGGAGCCGUGCGCCGGGCCCACCAUUGCCCUGGUUGGACGGCUGCAAGGUUGAAGGGAGCAGCGCCAUUGUAAACACUGAGAGAGGCACACAUUCACUUCCGGGGCACUGAGGAAUUUGACCCACCCGUGGAGAGUGCUGCCAUUCCACCCAAUUGCCUCCCCCCCACACACACUGGCUGGACCACCACAGCAGCACCAGGGGAAGGGGGCGCAUCUGAAGACCCCAGUGUGGACGGACAUUCAGUCGAUGUUUUUGAGCCUCAGUUUCUCCUGUUCUCCACCAGACUCUGUGAGAAUGAAACAAGACAAACAUGAGGGGCCCGGGACACAUGCUCAUUACCACCCCACCCCACCCCACCCCGCCCCAGUGGUUUACAAAGCAUGUUCCAGAGGCAAUGACAAAGAGCCGCGCGCGGGUUCAGGAGGCUGGCGUCCUGGGAAGGCCGAGUGUGGGGAAGGCUCCCGCCACUAGCACUUGUGAUUUAGGCAAGAGGGGCCCCCUUCCUGCUCCCCGUGUGCCCUGCCCACACCAUCGCUGAGCGAGGCGACUGCAGGCCAAGGGGACAUGCCAUUGGGGCUCACUUUCAGGCCAGCCUCUGGGUGCCCUUCACAGCCUGAGGAGAAGCCAGGGCUAAGACGUGCUGGGGGAAGGGGCAGCCACGGCCAAGGUGGAAGUCCGGGUGCUCUAAGAAGCUAGCUUAAGACAGAAUUAAACAGGCCGAGACUUUUAGAGGAGAUGCCUGUGGGAACGGGGAGAAGGAGGGAGCUGGUGCAAGCCAGGAGGACCCCACCCCCACCCCGCAGCGGAGCAGAGAAGCAGGACGGAGAGGAGGAAAAAUGGCUGCCGGGGUAUUCUCCAGGCGAAGCCAGUCAUCUGAGGAGGACCCCCACCCCCACCCUUUAGCAUCCUGGCUGCGCUCAUUGGGUGGCGGGAACUGCCCAUGGGAAGCUUGGCCCCAGACCACUGGCAAAGAUGGAUUUCUGAGCUCUGCUCCCUGGAGCAGGGGGUCUAGGAGUGGCAGAACAUUCUCCUUGUAGCCACAGCCACAGUCGGGGGCCCAGGGCCAGCUCUCUCCACUGUGCGCUCUGGUGCCUCUACGGACUUUCAUUCAAACUUGGCCUUCGAGGUGACUAUAAAACUGCAUUUUCAAGGGCAGCCAAUACAGCAUGUUUUACCCGCUG
Messenger RNA from Oryctolagus cuniculus (rabbit), 2649 nucleotides. It is a transcript of the gene DIPK2B, whose product is annotated as divergent protein kinase domain 2B. NCBI's taxonomy places the organism in Eukaryota, Metazoa, Chordata, Mammalia, Lagomorpha, Leporidae. The record is from RefSeq and is a predicted model, not a curated record.